Molecule: messenger RNA, 684 nt
Organism: Miscanthus lutarioriparius
Lineage: Eukaryota; Viridiplantae; Streptophyta; Magnoliopsida; Poales; Poaceae
Source: the annotation of a GenBank genome assembly
AUGGCCACCACCCGCGACGUCUCCACCGCCGCCGCCGCCAUGUUCCACGUCUACCAGCCGAUGCCGAUGCCAUCCACGGCGGCGGCGGGCGACACCGGCGCCAUGCUGGCGGCCCCCGCGACGAAGCCGGUCAAGAAGGAGGGCGGCGGCGGCAGCGGCAAGGACCGGCACAGCAAGGUGAACGGGCGCGGGCGGCGCGUGCGCAUGCCGAUCGUGUGCGCGGCGCGCGUGUUCCAGCUCACCCGCGAGCUGGGGCUCAAGUCGGACGGCCAGACCAUCGAGUGGCUGCUCCGCCAGGCCGAGCCCUCCAUCAUGGCCGCCACGGGCUCCGGCACCACCCCGGCCGUCUUCGUCUCCUCCUCCGCGCCGUCCACCUCCUCUUCCUCCUCCCACUACCACCAGCAGCAGCAGCAGGCCACCACCGUCCUCGGCAAGCGCCCGCGCGAGGAAGGCGACGCCGCCAUAGGCACCGCGUCCGCGUCCGCGUUCUGGGCGGCGCUGCCGGCCGCCGCGCCGCGGACGACGGCGGAGGCCUGGGGCUUCUCGCCGCUGGAGGUGCAGGCGGUGGCGGCCGCCGCCGCGGCGGCGUACGUCCCCAUGGCGCAGGCGCAGCAGCACCACCACCUCAACCUGCUAGCCGCGCUCUCCGGCGCCGCGAGGCGCGCCGAGGAGGAGACCCGGUGA